AUGAGUCUUGAGUUUUGCGAGCUGCCUGAGACCAUCCUCCUGCAGCAAUGGGACAAGGUCGGGCGGCGGCUGGUGGAUUCGUCGCUUGCGAUUGAACGAAACGGCGAGACUUCGUGCUUCUCCCGCUUCGCCAUCACCUGUAGCCAAGCCCCCGGAGGAGGCGAGGUCCACCUACACUGCACGCAACGAGCCGACUCCACCCCCUCGACGCAGCGCUCGGGCGCCGGUAACUACCUGGAGAUGCGACUCUUCUACUUUGCCCCGCUCAUGGACGUACUCUACUCUUACUUUGCGAAGAACAUCCCCGGCGAGUUCUGGAUCGAUCACAGCGACCAGCCGACGUCCACGUCCACCACCGCCACAACGCCGUCCGCUUCAUCUUCAUCGUCGUCACAACGGCUCUCGUUUCUGGACGACCCGUCGGUACGAUCACGCCUGGGCGACGCUGUCCAGGCGAUGGAGGAGCGUUUGCGGUCGCUGUGGCAGGCCGUCGUGGACGCUCCGGCGGGACCCAAGCACGAACGACAAGCUGUGCACUUCCUGUGGCUGGUCGAGGAGUGGCUGCACGCGCAACAGAUGCUCGCGCCCGCCGGUGAUGCUCGCCUCACGCUGCCCUCUGCCGCCAGCGCCACAGAGCGCAUCAAGGCGCUUUUCGACCUUCUCCACCGAUUGUGUCCUCAGUGA
Acanthamoeba castellanii str. Neff is the source of this 684-nucleotide messenger RNA. RefSeq lists its product as uncharacterized. The record is from RefSeq and is a predicted model, not a curated record. Lineage: Eukaryota; Discosea; Longamoebia; Acanthamoebidae. Bases 1 to 684 code for a protein of 227 amino acids. The transcript is spliced from 3 exons.